GCAAAAUGCUUCUUCCUCGUUCCCAAUUUCAUUCAUAUUCCAGUAACCUAACAUCUCUCCAUCCCAAGCGUUCGUCUCGGCUCCUCUCCGUCUCCGACUCCGGCGCGGCGUCUCAAUUUCCUCUCCGGCUAAUCUGAAUUUUGAAGAUCAGAAGAAGGAUAGAAGAACAAGAGAAAAACCUAGAGAGAAGUUUGAAAUGUGCAGAGGGAAAAAAGGAAGAAGAGACUGAACAGUAAAGUUUUAUGGUGUUAGUAGUUUGGUUUUUAGUUAUUUGUUGAGGAAACAAUGUCAGAAGGAACCAGUAUGGCUUCUUCUGAGCAUGGCCCGGAUUUGUCUCAAGAUGAUACUGGUACCAUUGGGGAAACUCCUGAAGUCACAAUAUUGUCACAACAAACUUCUAUCCAUCUUGUUCCGUUUAUUGGCCAAAGAUUUGUGUCUCAAGAUGCAGCUUAUGAAUUUUAUUGCAGUUUUGCUAAGCAAUGUGGGUUUUCUAUUAGAAGACAUCGAACCAGGGGAAAGGAUGGGGUGGGUCGAGGAGUUACAAGAAGAGAUUUUACUUGUCAUCGUGGUGGAUUUCCACAGACGAAGCCUUCUGAUGAUGGGAAAAUGCAAAGGAAUAGAAAAUCGGCGCGUUGUGGUUGUCAAGCAUAUAUGCGCAUUGUGAAGCGGGUAGAUUUUGAUGUCCCUGAAUGGCAUGUUACAGGUUUUAGCAAUAUUCACAACCAUGAACUACUAAAAUCAAAUGAAGUGCACCUUCUUCCUGCUUACUGCACCAUUACUCCAGAUGACAAGACUCGGAUUUGCAUGUUUGCGAAAGCUGGAAUGUCAGUGCGGCAAAUGUUAAGAUUGAUGGAGCUAGAGAAAGGUCUUAAGCUUGGUUGUUUACCGUUUACAGAGAUAGAUGUGAGAAACCUCUUACAGUCUUUUAGAAAUGUCAAUCGUGAUUAUGAUGCUACUGAUCUUAUUUUGAUGUGCAAGAAACUGAAGGAUGAAGAUCACAACUUCCAAUAUGACUUUAAAAUUGAUGGCCAUAAUAGGCUAGAGCAUAUCGCUUGGACUUAUGCUUCAUCAGUUCAAUUGUAUGAGGCCUUUGGAGAUGCAGUGAUUUUUGACACAACCCAUCGCCUGGAUUGCUAUGAUUUGUUAUUUGGCAUUUGGGUUGGACUGGACAAUCAUGGAAUGGCCUGCUUUUUUGGUUGUGUGCUUUUACGAGAUGAAAAUAUUCAGUCUUUCACCUGGGCAUUGAAGACAUUCUUGGGCUUCAUGAAAGGAAAGGCUCCACAAACAAUAUCAACAGACCAAAACAUCUGGCUGAAAGAGGCUGUUGCAAUUGAAAUGCCUGCAACCAAACAUGCCAUUUGUAUUUGGCAUAUUAUUUCAAAGUUCUCAGAUUUGUUUCUUACACUGCCUGGUUCAUGUUAUGAUGACUGGAAAGCUGAAUUUUUUAGGCUAUAUAACCUAGAGUUUGAAGAAGAUUUUGAAAAAGAGUGGAGAAAAAUGGUUAAUAAAUAUGGACUCCAAAAAUUUAAGCCUAUUACCAGCUUAUAUGCAUUACGGACAUCAUGGGCAUUGCCAUUCUUGCGGCAUUACUUCUUUGCUGGACUGUUGAAUAUGUCAGAGGCAAUUAAUGCUUUUACUCAUCGGGUUUUGAGUGCAGAGUCUCAACUAGAUCGUUUUGUGGAACGAGUGGCUGAAAUUGUUGGCUUCAAUGAUCUGGCUGAACCCCAGCAGAAGAUGCAACGGAAGCAGCAGAAUGUCUGCCUCAGAACAGGUUCACCAAUUGAAUCUCAUGCAGCUUCUCUUCUUACACCUUAUGCCUUUGGUAAACUUCAAGAAGAGCUCGUAAUCGCACCACAGUAUGCAUCUCUUCUGGUAGAUGAAGGUUGUUUCCAGGUCAAACACCAUGCUGAGAUGGAUGGGGAUCACAAAGUCAUGUGGAUUCCAGGUCAAGAUCUAAUGAGCUGCAGCUGCUGUCAGUUUGAGUUUUCUGGCAUCCUUUGUAGGCAUAUUCUCCGUGUCCUGUCAACUAAUAACUGCUUUCAGAUUCCAGAACAAUAUCUACCCAUCCGUUGGCGUGGUGUUAGUUCAUCUUCUACAUUCAUCUUAAGGACUACUGCAAGAGAACAUUCUGAGAAGAUUCAGUUAUUAGAGUCCAUGGCUUCAACUCUUGUGUCAGAAUCUCUGGAAACAGAGGAACGCCUUGAUGCUGCUAAUGAGCAAAUUGCAAUUGUACUAGCUCGUAUCAAAGAACUUCCCAGGCCAACACAUGAUAUAGAUGACAUCCACUAUACUUGUCCAUCUCACUCAUUGAUUCAACCGGAGGUAGAAGUUAAUGAUGGAAUUAUUCAGAGUUUUACAGUUGGAAAUCCUCAUGAAUCUUUUACUUUAGAAAAUUUCAAAGAGAGAAGGCCAAGAGAUGGUGUUGAUGUUACUAGAAAGCGAAGUCAUUGUUCUGAGCCUUACUCUAGGCAGUUCGGACAAAAUGCAGCCCGUUGUCCAAUAAUUGGAAGCGAUAAUUUGAAUGCAGAUGCACUAGGAUACCUGUAGAAUAAGAUUUUGGAGAUGCAAUUGAUGCAGGAAGCAAUAGCAUUGAAUAGUCCUGUUCAAUUUGGCAUGGUUAAUCUUGACGAUGAUGGUGCUUUAUGUAUUGGCCCUGGAUACAGAUCUCUGCAUUUUAUUACCUUAUAUACAAUCUGUUGAAUCUUCAGCCAAGGAAACCUUGCUCAGCCUGCUUGGCAACAAUCUGGCAUCACCACUUGCUACUUUUUUGCCAUGAACUCGGCGCCUGUGUGACCCAGAAACUGCUCUCCGUGCCACUGCUUUCCCAAAAUUAGUUUUGCUUGCACCUUUGGUGUUGGGUUGAUUUGCCGGGUCGCUGGUGGUGCUGGCCUCAAGGUGCCUACCACUGGUAUUUUCGGAGGCCAUUUUUUCUAGAACUGCAAGGAGGAGGAACUUAGGAGAAGCAAUUGUAGAUUGGCUAGCAAGGUAUGGUUUUGUGUUAAGCUUUAUAGAGGCACUUGGAAAACUUUCAGCCUGUGUCAUGCAGACAGACAGACAGACAGCCAUGGACGGCUAGAAUUGGUUGAGAAAGACAAGCCAUGCUUGUGGGGUUGCCAAAAGCAUCUCUAAAAUUCUUGCCUAUAGAAUAACAUUUUGUCAAUGCUGUCUUGUGUGUUAAGAAACCAAAGCAACAAUCUUUCUCUUAUUCUUUGAUUCCAAGAUAGAACAAACAUAGUCAAUAGGAUAGGAGAUGGGUGAUGGCUUUUGUUUUAUGCAUUUGCCUGUUACAAUAAUGGAUUGAUAAAAAGAAAAAUCUGCCUUGCAUAUAGGAAACCGAAAAGAAUAGAAAGAAUA
Mangifera indica (mango) is the source of this 3354-nucleotide messenger RNA. RefSeq names its product protein FAR1-RELATED SEQUENCE 11-like. The record is from RefSeq and is a predicted model, not a curated record. The coding region runs from base 286 to 2547 and encodes 753 amino acids. Gene Ontology annotation, biological process: regulation of DNA-templated transcription. The transcript has 7 exons. NCBI's taxonomy places the organism in Eukaryota, Viridiplantae, Streptophyta, Magnoliopsida, Sapindales, Anacardiaceae. Gene Ontology annotation, molecular function: zinc ion binding.